GCGCCCCUGACGAUUCCUGCAUCGGAGUUUUUUUUAAAUACUAAAACUCUCCGAGACCCCUUGCGAUUGAGCUGCUGCUGCAUGCCCUUAUCUCCACAUCCUGCUGAGGCCUGUCGAAGCUCAAGGAGAAAAUACGUUUAACAACAACGACGCGCCCUGUUUCAAGCUUCAAGAUAUCUAGCAAGACGUUACAAUGACUACUCAGAAAACCACUGUGGCGGUCAUAGGACUUGGAUCGGCUGGACUAGCAGCGCUCAAGAAUCUCACCGAGGAAGGCUUUGAGGUAACAGGCUUUGAACGUAACAGCUAUGUGGGAGGCUUGUGGCAAUAUACGGAAGAGGACAAGACCUCCGUACUGGAGACCACAACCGUGAAUAUUUCGAAAGAAAGGGGAUGUUUUACGGACUUUCCGUUUCCCCAAGAUGUCUCGUCCUUCCCCACUGGCGCACAAGUUGCGACAUACCUGACUACUUAUUGCGAACACUUCAAUUUGCAACCACGUAUUCGAUUGAACACUACAAUUCGUAGAUUCACCUAUGAUGACGAUCGCCAGAAAUGGGUUGUUGGAUUGGAGGGCGAGAGUGAAGAGUUCUUCGACAAGGUCGUAAUUGCAAUCGGAGGUGUCACCAGUCUUCCAAAUCUUCCGCUCAUUGAAGGGACAGAAAAGUUCGGCGGCGUAAGCGUACAUUCAAGAGCGUUCAAAAGACCUGGAAAUUUUAAAGGGAAGAGGGUUAUGGUCGUAGGGUUUGGGAAUACUGCAGUAGACACUGCGACGCAGUUGGCCGGGGUCGCAGAGAAAGUCUAUCUUGCGCACAGGCAUGGGGCACAUGUACUUCCUCACCUGGUCAAUGGGCGGCCAAUAGACCACACGCACACCCUGCGACUUUUCAGCAUACAAAACUUUAUCAUCGGUUACUUUCCCAAGCUUGGCUCCAUAAUCUUUGCUAAGCUAUUGAAAGACUUCCAGGAGAAAUGCUUCACAAUUCGACCAGAGUGGGGGUUUGAGCCUGCACAAGCCUCGCCAGUCGUCUCCGACAAUCUAGUACCUUGUCUCGAAAAAGGCACCAUAGACUCUGUCAAGGGCAUACGUCGCAUCCUCAGCGAAACACAGGUCGAGCUUGAAGAUGGGCGAAAGGUCGAUGUCGAUGCAAUCAUAUGGUGCACCGGCUACAAAUCCGACUUCAGCAUGCUCGAACCGCGUUUCGAUCCCACAACCCACUCCACACCCACAUGGUCCACAGCUAGCGGUUCCAAUGGCAAAUCGCUUGCGCGACUAUACCAUAAUAUCUUCUCGCUUGAGAAACCCGAUAGUCUCGCUUUCCUGGGUAAUGUGCAGAUUCCACUGGGCGGAUUCCAGGUCUUCGACAUGGCGAGUAUGGCCAUCGCACAGGUCUGGAAAGGCGCCACGAGUCUCCCCUCACUUUCAGUCAUGAACCAAGCUGUAGGUGAGCACCACGCCUGGCUUGCUGAUUGUGCACAACGCAGCACCAAUGUAUCGCCCGGCAUGGUAAACCCGGGGUCCUGGAUACACGCUAUGGACGAAAUGGCUGGUACAGGUGUCAAUGAGUAUCUUGGGUAUGGGUGGAAGGGUUGGAGCUUUUGGUUCCAGGAAAGGAAGUUUUGCGGAUUGCUGAUGGACGGGAUUUGGAGUCCGCACAUUCACCGUGUGUUCCAAGGGAAGAGAAAGUUAUGGAAUGGUGCAAGUGAUGCGAUUAAGGAAGUGAAUGAGUCUGCAACGGCAACGAAGGACAAGCAAAUGCCGUUCAAGGAUAAGAAGAAGCAAAUCUGAUUAAGGUGUCCGUAUGAUGGAUUGAAACAACACCUCCGUUAUUCAAUCAAGUAGUACCUGGUAAUGAUUACCGAAUAGUGUUGAUAGGGAGCCAUGACUUUCUGUGUAACCCGUCUGGAUGC
Molecule: messenger RNA, 1911 nt
Organism: Dothidotthia symphoricarpi CBS 119687
Lineage: Eukaryota; Fungi; Ascomycota; Dothideomycetes; Pleosporales; Dothidotthiaceae
Product: dimethylaniline monooxygenase 2
Exons: 5
Coding region: 194-1789 (531 amino acids)
Molecular function (GO): NADP binding; flavin adenine dinucleotide binding; N,N-dimethylaniline monooxygenase activity
Source: RefSeq, a predicted model, not a curated record